Molecule: messenger RNA, 3728 nt
Organism: Pangasianodon hypophthalmus (striped catfish)
Lineage: Eukaryota; Metazoa; Chordata; Actinopteri; Siluriformes; Pangasiidae
Gene: osbpl2b
Product: oxysterol binding protein-like 2b
Exons: 14
Coding region: 16-1695 (559 amino acids)
Cellular component (GO): cytosol; intracellular membrane-bounded organelle; membrane
Molecular function (GO): cholesterol binding
Source: RefSeq, a predicted model, not a curated record
GUGACGUAGCUUAAAAUGAUGUCAGGCGACAAAAUCCAGCGACUGCGAUUGGCCAAUCGGCGCGUCAUGAGCCCGCCUACUUCAGGCACUUCCGUCUCUGUGUCAGCUGCGUUAGCGUCCCAGCACUCAGAGGUUCAGUGGGAAGCAGGCGCUGGACUACAUCACAUUCAAAUCAGCACAGGAUUAUUGGCGUGGGGUUCGUGCAGUCAGGAACAUCAGCCAAGCAUCCGCGAGGGACCAUGUUCUAGUGGCUCGCGCUGGCUGUCUGACAAUACAAUGAACAAUGAGGACGAGUUCUAUGAUGCCGUCACAGGCUUGGAUUCGGACGAGUCAUGUGAGGGCACUUCAGAAGCCAGUUUUAAAGAUGCAGUAGUGGAUGCUGGUGCUGAGAAGAACAAUGGCACUGUACAAGAAAAUGGAAUCAAGAAACGCAGGUCAACACUUCCUGCUCCCAUGUUCUCCAGAAAUAACUUCAGCGUAUGGAGCAUCUUGAAGAAAUGUAUAGGACUGGAGCUGUCUAAGAUCACCAUGCCCAUUGUGUUCAAUGAGCCCCUAAGCUUCCUGCAGAGAAUCAGCGAGUACAUGGAGCACACGUACCUCAUCUACAAAGCCUGUGCAGAGUCUGACUCCACUGAGAGAAUGCAGGCUGUAGCUGCCUUUGCUGUGUCCGCUGUGGCCUCUCAGUGGGACAGAACUGGAAAGCCGUUUAACCCUCUGUUAGGGGAAACCUAUGAACUCACACGAGAGGAUCAGGGCUUCAGGUUGAUCUCAGAACAGGUGAGUCAUCACCCACCAAUCAGUGCAUUCCAUGCUGAGAGUUUAGGAGAGGACUUCCUGUUCCAUGGCUCUAUAUACCCAAAGCUCAAGUUCUGGGGCAAGAGUGUGGAAGCAGAACCAAAAGGAACCAUCACGUUAGAGCUCCUCAAGCACAAAGAGGCAUACACAUGGUCAAACCCUUUCUGCUGUGUACACAAUGUCAUUGUGGGCAAACUGUGGAUUGAGCAAUACGGCACUGUAGAAAUACUGAAUCACAGUACUGGAGAUAAGUGUGUGCUGAACUUCAAACCCUGUGGGAUGUUUGGCAAAGAGCUGCACAGAGUGGAGGGAUACAUCCAGGAUAAAAGUAAGAAGAAGCUAUGUGUGAUCUAUGGAAAAUGGACCGAAUGCAUAUGGAGCGUAGACCCACAGGUGUACGAUUCUCAUCGCAAGAACGAUAAAAAAGGAGCAGCAGACACCAAGAAACAGAAACCGGAGGAGGCAGAUGUUGCAGAAAAUGAUGAUGCAGAUGACAUGCCAGAGGUACAGGAGACUGUAGCUGUGAUCCCUGGUAGCACUCUACUCUGGAGAGUGUGUCCUAGACCACCUCACUCAGCAGAGAUGUAUAACUUUACUAACUUUGCUAUCACACUGAAUGAAUUGGAAUCUGGCAUGGAGGGUGUUUUGCCCCAGACAGACUGCCGCCUACGACCGGACAUACGAGCCAUGGAGAAUGGAGACAUGGACGAAGCCAGCAGGGAGAAGGAGAGGCUGGAGGAGAAGCAGAGAGCAGCUCGUAAAGACAGGGCAAAGGAUAAUGAAGAAUGGUCUACUAGGUGGUUUGAGCUGGGAACAAACCCGUACACAGGAUCACAGGACUGGCUCUACACUGGAGGUUACUUUGAUAGGAAAUACACAGACUGUCCUGAUAUCUACUAAUGAGGGACCAGCACUCAAAUCCUUUCCUUUCUUACCGCCACAGCAUCCAGCAUCACAUAUCACACAUGUGUUUAUAUAUAUAUAUAUAUAUAGUUCAUCUGGUUAUAUAUAUAUAUAGUUCAUGCUGGUUUUUCAUCACUCAACCAAGUAUAUACAUCACACACUGCUUACCGUAUUUAGCAAAACAUCUUUAACUUGGUCUGUAUUGAAAUCAGGGACUUGAGCGCUCAUUCUGUAAGUUCUGUAUUUCUGAUGGGUGAAAGGGGAGGACGUGAUCACAGCAUUUCGGACUUUCUUAUUUUCCCAGCUAGUUGGGGUUUUUGCUGUGAGAGCACUGAUGUUUUUCAUCUAGAUCAUAAGGAAAGUGCAGAAGAAAAGAAGAGGGACUGAUUAUCAGAGAAUUGCCUUAUUCUCUGCCUUAGAACUCUUAAUACUCCCAUUACAUCUCUGUGCCCUGUUUAAUUUUAGUUUAUUGCUCCAUGACCGAAUCUGCAGGUCAAUCUAUAUAAUCAACGCAUACUGUGACGCGGAGCCAAUUUCCUCAUGGUCGUAGCCCAUACUCAAAUGUGUGUGAACCCACAGAGGUGACGAACAUUUUUGACUUUUGAGAGCACUGAUAUGCUACAAACUUACCUGACCAACUGGCCACUGUUAAAAUAGUCAAAAGUGAAUCAAAUCAUAAUGAUGAUGAUGAUGAUGAUGAUAAUAUUAGUAAUAAUAAUAAUGAUCUGCUCUGUGUGUGUGUGUGUGUGUGUGUGUGUGUGUGUGUGUGUGUGCGCGUGUGUGUGUGUGUGUGCGCGUGUGUGCAAUAUACUAUAUUUCAGUUUAUGUGAGCAUUCUUCACUUGGAGGUACAAUAUAAUGUCCCUGAUGGGUUUUUAGUUCUCAUGGGGGGAUUUUUUUCCGAGUCAGAAACUAUAGCAGUUAUUCACAUAAAAGUUCACAUUAAAAAAAAAUGCAACCGUGAAAUGUAUUUUUAAUGACUGCUGAGAGAUUUGCCUCUGAGUAUCAUGCGAUGUGUGAGCAUUUGGGUUGUGAUGCUCUGACAAGAUUGGAAUUGUAAAAAAAAAAAUAUAAAUAUAUAUAUAUAUCAUGCAUUCAAUGUCAUGCCUAAUAGGAUUAAUGUUGUGUUUUGUUAGCUGUCGCAAGUUCCUUGUUAUUUGGUCUGACUCUUUUUCACCACUGUUCUGUAAUACGGCAUAUUUCUUGCAGUUGCGUGUAUCCAGUUUGUCCUGUCGUAUACAUCAAUUUAGAGCACAUCUGAUUUAAAUUUCAUGCAUCAUGCUGUAUUCAUUAUCACUAUUCCUAAACUUGGGUAAACUCGCACACCUCUUGUGAGAGCAGUCACAAUCUAUGCAACUCAUCAAAUGUUUGAAAUCCCUGUGUAUUUACUUGUAACUGUAUUAGGUCUGAAGCUAGAUAAAUAGUCCAUAGUUAAGUCUGACUGGGGAAAAAUGUCUAUAGGCAGUUUAUGGGAUUGAAAAGUUGCAGCAAAGUAUGCUCUCAGCUAAUAUUAUUUCCUUCUCAGUGCCCACAGUUGCUGAUGAUCACCCUUCCUAUAAUCAUAUUUUCUUUUCCCUUUUCGCUUGAUCACUGAAACUCUAGUUAUGAUAUGUGCAGGAGAUAAUCGUCGCAUUGACAUUUUCGAGGCACAGUGAUGCUAGAAUUUCAUGUGUUUUAUUUUAAAUACCAAACUUUUUUCCCUUCAGUGCCUGAGUUUGUAUCACUGAUACUUGACAUUUUUAUUGUUUCUCAAUCAGUGUCAUGGGUGUUUUAAGAUUUCUUUAAAAGUAUGCGUUUUUUUUUUUUUUUUUUGUCUGCGUGCUUAACCAAAUUUCACUUCCUUUCCCUCAGUGAUUAACAGUUUAAAAUGCUUAAAUGUCAGUGAGAAUGUUGGCAGAUUUUCACAAGCUGUAUGAUGUACACAUGUACAGUGCAUUACACUACUUUGUUGUCUCCAUUAAAUUAGUUGCUCCAUUUAAAUGUACAUUCGAUUAUAUGAAAACUAGCAAUAUAAAACUAAUACAGAUUUUA